This is a messenger RNA of Cylicostephanus goldi, 501 nucleotides long. Lineage: Eukaryota; Metazoa; Nematoda; Chromadorea; Rhabditida; Strongylidae. The record is from the annotation of a GenBank genome assembly.
GAUGCCCGUCACGUAUUUGCUUCUGAUGGGCGGCAACCAUUUAUAGUCCCCUUGCAAGAAACAACUCAACGAUAUCGCGAAAUGAAGGGAAUGAAUCCGGGAUUGGGAAAUUUAAAUGGCGAUGAAUGGUAUCGAUUGCGAUCUUCUAUUCAGCAAGUGAUGAUGAGACCACAGGCUGUACAGAAGUAUCUACCGUACACCAACGAGGUAGCUGCGGCUUUGGUAGAUCAUAUCAAAAAUGAAAUGCUGAAGGGGGAUGGAGAGGUGGACAUGAGAAAAGUAGCUGGGAGAUGGGCCCUCGAAUCAGCUGCUCUGACAGUUUUCGAAAAACGUCUUGGAGCUCUUGGAAAUCGUACCGAAUGGGCAGAUAUGCUCGUUAAUCUCAACAAGGAAAUCUUCCAGCUAUCCGCACAGCUCAAGUUCGCUCUUCCCGUAUAUAAGUAUUUCGAUACACCAAAAUGGAAAAAGAUGGUAAAAUUGGAGGACCAGUUCUACAAGUAA